AUGGGUUUUAAUUGUCAUGGUCUUGUUAUUGGAAAUGAAGCAUUAUUUACUAAAAUUCCAUCUUAUAGAGAAGGAUUAACUGGAAUGGAUUUAGUUCGAUUAGUACUUGAAAGAUGUUCAACAAGUCGAGAAGGAAAAGAAACAAUUAUUUAUUUAUUAAAUAAAUAUGGACAAGGAGGAAAUUGUGGUUUUACAUCAAAAUUUUAUUAUCAUUCAAGAAUUCAUACUAUUUCAAAUAUUAUUUCAUUUGGAAAUAUUCAAACAUUUGAUGAAUAUUCAAAAAAUUUAAUUGAACAAGCUAUUGAAAAUCGAUGGUGUCAUUCAAUUGAUGAUUUCCAUUUUCAAAAAUGUUAUUCAGGACUUUCAUUUUAUCCUAAAGAAUUCUAUAAUGCUUUUAUUAAAACACAUUUUGCAUCUGGUCAAAUAAGACAACAUAGAUCGAAAGAUUUAAUUGAAAAUUUAUCGAAGAAAUCAAAUAAAAAAUCUUCUCAAUUUACUCUUAUUGAUAUGUUUAAUGUUUUACGUGAUCAUAAACAUUCUCGAAAUUCUCCAUCGAAUGGUUUAACUAAUGUUGAUAUAUGUAUGCAUGCUGGAUUUGGACCAAUUAAAUUUAAUCAAACAACAGGAUCUUUAGUUUCAGUUAUUCCAAGAUCAAAUAAUUCAAUACCAGUCCAUUAUGCUACUUGUACAUCAUUACCUUGUUUAUCUAUAUAUAAACCAAUAUGGUUAGUUUCGGAAUCGAUACCUCCCGCAUUUAUUUCAUCAUCAAAUAAUUCGAUAUCAAAUCCAUCUUUGACUUAUUCAUCAAAUAAUAUUUGGUGGAAAUCAGAAAUAAUCAAUAGAAAUAUAAUCAAAUAUUAUAAUAAACUUAUUAAAAAAAUUCAAUUUGAAAGAAAUAAAUUAGAAUAUGAUAUUGUUUGUCAAUCAAAAAUAUUAUUAUCAAGAGAUAUUUCACAAGAACAAAGAAAUAAUUUAACUGUACUUUAUUUUCAUAAAGCUGAUCAAUUAACAAACGAAUGGUUUAGAAGAGCUUAUAAAUUAUCAUUUGAAAUUGAAAGUGAACUUUCAUUAUGUCAAGAAUUAACUUGGAAACGAUGGCGAACAUCUGCCAAUAUUCCUUAUUAUUUAAUUAAAUAUUCUAAAGUUGAAUUCGAUAUUAAAAACUAUAUUGUCCUUUAUUUUCUAUUAUUAAUAUUAUUUUUAUUUAAUCAAUUUUAUUUUAUUAUCAUAUUUAGUUUAUUUAUUAUUUAUUUAUUAUUGAUUAAAAUAAUUCCUAAAAAAACAAAAACCAAAGAAAAAGACCAACAUAUUAAAUUAGAAAGAUUAAAUUUUAACGAUGAAAAUUAA
Molecule: messenger RNA, 1347 nt
Organism: Rotaria sp. Silwood1
Lineage: Eukaryota; Metazoa; Rotifera; Eurotatoria; Philodinida; Philodinidae
Source: the annotation of a GenBank genome assembly